GUGAGUAAGUUCAAGUUGUGUAGUUGCCCUUGCACUAUGGACUUUCUACUCACCCUUUGAUGGAAGGACUAUGCGUUACUAUUUCAAAUAAAUAAUAAGCCGGAAUAAUGAUUUGCAUACUGUUAGUUGCCGGGCACGGCACGGUUUUAGAGACACAGAUUAAGAGUGAUAUUACAGGUCUGUAUGCUCAUCUGGCCGGUGUCCCCAAAGCUCUGUUACCUGGAGUGGGUGGAAAGAAAAUAUUGGAUUUCUGGUGGGAAACCGUCAACACUCGCCAGCUCUUCAGUGAAGUCUAUCUGGUCACGAAUGCUGAUAAAUACAAACACUAUGAGCGGUGGGCAACAGCCAAUGACUUUCCAGUGGAAAAUGUUGUGAAUGAUGGAAGCACUACUUUGGAUGACAGACUCGGGGCUGUUGCAGACCUUGAAUUGGCCAUCCGAAGCCGACAGCUACAAGAUGACAUUAUGGUGAUUGCAGGAGACAUGCUUUGUGCUGAUCAAAACUUCGAUAUUGCACAAGUCAUUCGCUUUUUCAGAUCUAAGCCUGGAGAACUUGCUAUAUAUUAUGAGCUGGAGUCAGGAGAGAAGAGCUUCUCCAGAGGAAUUGUUGAAGUGUGUCCGAACACCCAUCGGGUCACGCGCUUCAUUGAGAAGCCUCGGGAGGGCGUCACCGCAUCCCGUCUGGCAAGUGUGGUGUUCUACUGUCUACGUAAAGAGUCCUUACAGUACAUCUCCGAUUUCCUUGUUCAACACCCAGACGUUAAAGAUAGAACCUUUGGCUUUUUUUGGGAAUGGAUUAUAAAUGAGGAGAAGGUUCCUGUUUAUGGGAUGAAGUUACCAACAGGAUUUCAACUUAUUGGACAAGUGGGUCUGUCUGAUUACAAGAAAUGGCUCACUCACUAUUCUUCUAAACAGCAGCUGUCCCCAUCUAAACCUAUUACAUGCCGCUCAUAUGCCAGGGUUGGACUCAUGGGGAACCCUUCUGAUGGUUUCAAUGGGAAAACCAUUGCUAUGACCAUUGCUAAUUUCUGGGCUGAGGUCACACUCAUGGAGAGCCAGACUCUGGCCAUUCUACCUCAUCCCCUGAACGACCCUACGGAGUUCGGAAGCUUGCAGGAUCUCUUUCAGAUCAGCCGGAAAGAAGGGUAUUUGGGAGGUCUGAGACUUCUACAAGCCACCUGUAAAAAGUUUUACCAGUUCUGCUCUGAACAAGGCAUUGCUCUGUCCAAGCAGAAUUUUACUCUCAAGUAUGACACAAACAUUCCUCGGCAAGUGGGUUUAGCUGGCAGUAGUGCUAUUGUGUCUGCCACACUGAAGUGCCUGAUGAAGUUUUACAACAUCACAGACAAUGAUCUUCCUAAACCAGUCAGAGCCAACUUCAUCCUCAAUGUAGAGACGGAUGAGCUGUUCAUCACAGCUGGUCUACAGGAUCGAGUUGUGCAGGUCUAUGAAGGCUUGGUUUACAUGGACUUCAACAAACAGCUUAUGGAUGAGCGGGGUUAUGGAGAGUACAUUCCCUUGGACAUGAACGAUCUUCCCUUGUUCUGGCUGGCGUACUUGAGCGAUCCAAGUGAUUCUGGACGGAUUCACAGUAAUGUUAGACAGCGAUGGUUAAACGGUGACUCUGCUGUGGUUGAAGCGAUGAAAUCGUUUGCUGAACUUACAGACCAAGCCCGGGCUGCCUUCCUGUGUAAGGACUGGGCCAGACUCGCACAACUCAUGGAUGAAAACUUUGAGCUAAGGCGGUCGGUGUAUACUGAAGACUGCUUGGGCCCUGGAAAUCUGAAAAUGGUACAGCUUGCAAGACAGUUUGAAUCUGCCGUCAAAUUGCCCGGCAGUGGUGGUGCUGUGGUGGGCUUGUGUACGGACCAAGAGCAGCUGGUGGAGAUGAAGAGGGCUUUCCAAGAGGCGGGAUGUGUGUUUUGUCUAAUUGUGCCUUAUGACCCGUCAGUGCAGGGUCAGAACUGAUCACUCAGAGAAAUGGUUGUAUUAAUUGUUGGCCAAGAAGCUGACAUAUCAAGGCUUUGCUAAAAGACCAUUGCUUAAUACAUAGUUCACCCUAAAAUUUGUAUUUUUACAAUAUACAGUAUAAACCUGUAUGACUUUAUUUGUUCUGUGGAACAUUAAAGAAGAUAUUUGAAGAUUUUUUUGGAUUUCAGUGGUAGCCAAAGCUUUUUGGUUACUAACUUUCUUUUAAAGAAAGUUCCACAGAAAAAAGUCAUGCAGGUUUGGAAUGACAUGAGUGAGUAAAUGAUGAUAGAAUAUGUACAUUUUUGGGUGAACUAUCCCUUAUAUAUAUAUAUAUAUAUAUAUAUAUUAACCAGUUUUAAACAUAAGUUUAAAUGAACUCAAUGCUUUCCUAUUUCAGACUUCAAAAUCACAGGUCAUUGUUUAGCGGCAGGUGGGGCUCCAAUUGUUGUACGUUUCAGACAGAAACGAGAAACAAGGCCUUGCAAUGACCUUCCACUCCCAUCCUGUUCUUGUGUCGUAAAGAGGUUUUUGUGCAGAGCCAAAAGUGUUUUCUUUAUUUUAAUAAGACGUGGUUGCGAAUGAAAGGUUUUAUUCAAUUAUAUCGGUCUAUGUAUUAUUAUAGUCAGCACUACCAAAUUACCACCAAAAAAUUCUCCCAUGUUGUCAUAGUAGAUUUUGUCAAUAUGUUGUUAAUGAAAUAAAUAAAUCCUUUUGACUCA
This is a messenger RNA of Pimephales promelas (fathead minnow), 2689 nucleotides long. It is a transcript of the gene gkup, whose product is annotated as glucuronokinase with putative uridyl pyrophosphorylase. Lineage: Eukaryota; Metazoa; Chordata; Actinopteri; Cypriniformes; Leuciscidae. The record is from RefSeq and is a predicted model, not a curated record. Gene Ontology annotation, biological process: biosynthetic process. Gene Ontology annotation, molecular function: ATP binding; glucuronokinase activity.